This is a messenger RNA of Caenorhabditis remanei, 2196 nucleotides long. RefSeq lists its product as uncharacterized. NCBI's taxonomy places the organism in Eukaryota, Metazoa, Nematoda, Chromadorea, Rhabditida, Rhabditidae. The coding region runs from base 1 to 2196 and encodes 731 amino acids. The record is from RefSeq and is a predicted model, not a curated record. The transcript has 10 exons. Gene Ontology annotation, biological process: proteolysis. Gene Ontology annotation, molecular function: metallocarboxypeptidase activity; zinc ion binding.
AUGAGGUCACUCUUCUUGCUACUGUUGCUGUGUGCAGUGGCAAGGUGCUCACGACUUGCCGAGGAUGAAGAACAGAUGCUAAUCCGUCACUUCACCAAAGAAGGAGAGAUCUCCACAAUGGACCAACUCCGCGAGACCAUCGGUCCGUUUCGCGACCCUCUCAACUUCUCUCACAUGAACUACUCGACAAUGACGGAUCACAUUCAUAACCUUCACAGAAAGUAUCCAAAUUUGACACAUAUCUACUCCGCGGGACAAUCGGUUCAGGGAAGAGAGUUAUGGGUUCUAGUGGUAUCAAGAUAUUCAAAAGAGCACAGAAAGUUGAUACCGGAAUUCAAAUAUGUGGCCAAUAUGCAUGGAAAUGAGGUGACUGGAAGAGUUUUCUUGAUCUCUCUUGCUGAAACAUUGCUUCAAAAUUACAACACAAAUCUCUGGAUCCGCCAACUUGUGGACAGUACUAGAAUCCACUUGAUGCCUUCGAUGAAUCCAGAUGGUUAUGAACACGCAUCUGAAGGGGAUCAAGCAGGAGUCACAGGACGUCAUAACGCCAAUGGAAAAGAUUUGAAUCGAAACUUCCCGAGUCGUUUUCCCAAUUACUUCCCAACAAGUGACAUUCAACCAGAAACAAUUGCAAUCAUGAAUUGGACCCGCCAGAUUCCAUUUGUGCUUUCUGCUAAUCUCCAUGGAGGUACAACUCUCGUCAACUACCCAUUCGACGACUACCCGACACGCACACGGCAGUCGCAUUAUGCUCCUUCACCCGAUAAUGCACUUUUUGUCCGGUUGGCUUACUCAUAUGCCAGGGGUCACGAGCGUAUGUGGAGAGAGGGACCAAGAUGUUUGGAUGACGACUUGAACAUAGCUGUCGAUCCGCAAAACGGGAUUAUUAAUGGAGCUGAUUGGUACAUUGUGUCUGGUGGAAUGCAAGACUGGAAUUAUCUGAACACUAAUUGUUUCGAGUUAACCGUCGAGAUGAAUUGCGAAAAAUUUCCGAAAACUGCAAAACUGAUCAAACUGUGGGGAGAGAACAAAUACGCACUUCUUCACUUCAUUUCAUUAGUUCAUGGUGCUAUCCAUGGACUCGUCGUAGAUGCUGAAACUGGAGAAGGUAUUGUCAAUGCAACCAUCAGCAUCGAUGAAAAGGCGAAGAUUGUUGUGAGCUAUGGAGAUGGAGAAUUCUGGAGACUGGCCAAUAUGGGAACUUACGACCUGACCUUUGACCACAGCGAUUACUACCCCGUUACUCGCACUGUCCAUGUCACUCCUCAAGACCGAUCGCCUUACAUUGAAGUCCGCCUCCAAAGAAUCAUUCCUAGAUCCAAGCCAACACUUAUCCCGGCCAGACCAACUAAACAACAGAGCAAAGACGAGUACAACGUGGAUAACUCAAAUAAUAAAGAUCUCCGUAUUGUGACAAUGUCCUCCAUCACCACUAAUAUUGCUUGGGAUCAGCUUAUCGAAGUGCAAGAAUCACAUUCAAGCACAAAAAGAAGCGUCACCAAGAAAUCUGUUUUUGUGGAUAGAAUUUUUCGAAACACUUUCCAAAAUUCGGUUGGACUACCACCAUGGUGUCAAUGCGAGCCAAUUGUACCAAGAUGCCCACCUGGUCCCCCAGGACCACCCGGCUGUAGAGGAGAAACUGGCAUGCCUGGUGAACCAGGAAGACGAGGAAUCAACAAUUACGAAACACUUCCCGCAAAGAAAUGUGUGUUCAGAGAGAGAUUAGCUUGUAUAAUGUGUCCAAGAGGGCCGCCAGGAAGACGAGGUCGUAUGGGAAUGGAUGGUGAACAAGGACUGCCUGGGAAAAGAGGACUACCUGGAUCUUUCUUAUUGAGCGCCAAAAAUUUGAGAGGAGCUCCAGGAGAGCCGGGAGAACCAGGAAGACCAGGAGCACCAGGAAAACCCGGACAAGAUGGUAAAGAUGGUCGAAAUGGCUAUAAACUAAAACCUGACAGAAUAAAUAGAGGUCCACCAGGACGAAUGGGUCCCAGAGGACCACCGGGAGACCGAGGAAUACCCGGAAAUCAUGGAUUGCCAGGUGCAAUGGGACCUCCUGGUUAUAGAGGUGAUAAUGGCCGACGAGGAGUCCCUGGACAACCUGGACGACCCGGAAGACAUGGAAAACCUGGAGGAGAUUCUUCAUAUUGCCCUUGUCCACCACGUUCUAUGAUGUUGGGAAGCUUCAACAAAAUCUAA